CACACACACACAUAAAAUUGUUAAGAACAAUAUCAUUUUUUCUUUCAACUAUAAUAUGUCAUAUUAAGAAACUAUCUGCAGUUUUCCCUUUCUGAAUAAUAUUUAAAUAUCAACAUUUUAAUGGAUACCUUCCUGGAACUACAUUGUCACAACUGCAAAUUGAAAACUUACCUUAAAUAAUAUCACUUUGCUAACAUGUUGAAAAUAAAUUUGCUUGUUUUAUUCCAUUUUCUAAAGUUAGGCAAUGACUAGUUGACAGGGAAUUUCAAAUUAUUUCACAUGGAAAGACCUGACUUUCGAAAACCUAUGUAUUAGGUUGGUGCAAAAGUUAUUGUGGUUUCUGCCAUUCGGUGGCAAAAACUGCCAUUACUUUUGCAUCAUCCUAGUAGUUAUCUUUAUUCAUGUUGAAUUGUUGAUACUUUCUAGAAGAGAAGCUCUUUUUUAGAGUUGAAAGUUUUAUAUAACUUCAUCUAUUCUCAACCUGAACUUUUAUUAUUUUUCAUCAUAUAUUAUGCAAAAUAUUAUGUCUUAUAAGUACGUGAAGUUUAUUAUGAGAUUUGAUGUUUGGCCCUACUCAUUAUGGACUUUUGGCUACUUGAUGUUAACCUUAAAAGCUGUAGUCACAAGUCAAGGUAUAAAAGAAAGAUAGCUUAGACAAGUGCAUGGAAUAGACUAGGCUUAAACUAACAAACUGGGCAUGCUGCAUGAGAAAGCUGAGCCCUCCAGGCUUAGCUGGAAAGUAGAAGGAGAAAAACUGGGAUGUGCCCCAUUGGUGCUGCGGAGGGGAGGAGGGAGUCAUUAGGGUUUCAGACCUUAGAGUACUAACUGUAAAGGUUUCUUUCCACAUAUUUAUCUGUUCCAUGCACAUUUGUGUGCUUAUUAGCUGCUAGGCUCUUGGGACAUUUUGGUGAAUAAGAAUGAUCCAGAACAUGCCUUCAAGAGUUUAUAGUCUACUGGAGGAGUCAUACAAACAAAUGGAUAAUAAUGGCAUACAUUAAAUAAUGAUAAAUUAACAAUGCUGCUACGACAAGAGGAUAAAGGAGAAUAUCUGAGAGACUCACCUGAGGAAAAUUUUUCUCUGCUCAGGUGACUUCAGUCAGAAGCAUAAAUGUGAAACCUAUAAAGAACUGUGGGGAGAGACAGCUGUCCUUAACGAGGGUGCAAGAUUGGGAAUUAAAGAGCCAGUACUGGCAGGUGGACCAGUAGACCAGGUGGCUGGAAUUCAGGGAGGGAGAGGACGGAGAUGAUGGUAGAGCUGAGACCAUGAGACUGGAAUGUGUAUAUUUAAAUCCUAAAAAAAGAAAGACUUUUUUUUUUUUUAAAGAAACAAAAUUAUACAGCUCCUUUUCCAAAUCUGUAAACAUCUUUAAGUCUCAAUAGUUUGUGUGUCAUAAUAAAACAAAAAUCUUUAAAACCCUUCAAAAGUCAAAUUUUUACAGAGACAUUUAAAAGAAAACGAACCCUUUCCCCAAAUCUACAACCUACAAGUUAAAUGCACUGACCCAUCAGAAUCUAUGUAAAGAACAAUUUUCUAAUAAAAGACUGCUUUAUCAUAAAAAGCAUCAUUCCAGGAAAUUUCCUUUAAUAUUCUUAUCUGUCACUGUCUUUAAAAGUCUUUUUUAAAUUAAAAAAUCUGAUGCUGAAAGCAGGAGAGAUCUAAAGUGAAUAUAUUUAAAUACAUGUGGAUGAUACACACAGGCAUGUUCCUCCCAGAUCUGCAGGAAGAAGAUGAAGCAACGUACGCAAUGAAUUAAAAUGCUUGUCACCUAGUGGAUUCCGGACAGAGGGCAGUCUUUAAGACCCAGCGAUAGUAUUUGUCUGGAGAGGAAAUGUUGCUUUUUGACAGAUGAGAGAAAUCCCCUCAGUGUCGGCUGUGGGAAGAGAGAAGCGAAGUCAGUCACCUGGUGGUGAAGGCCAGUAAAACAGCGAAGCAGGAGGAAAAUUUUUCUCUCCCUCUGUCUCUUUCUCUCCCUCUUUUCUCUCCGUAGGAUCCACCUCCUAUUCUCUCAACUCUUUUAGCAUAACCUUCAAAGGAGAACGUUCCCUUCUGACUUGAUUAUCUUCUUUUCCCCACUGAGAAAAUACCUCUCAGCUACAAGACAUAUUUUAAGUCUAUGCAGGACUUCGGGGAUUCUGUUAUCUUGCCAGGGAAAUUGAUCAUUGCUAAUGCCUGGGACUGGAGCUAAAUUAGCUACCAGAGUAAGCCUGACGGAGGAAGGCUUUUAUCAUACACUCUUCUCUUCAGUUUGAACACAUUUGCUUGAAAUUUGCCGCAUGAUGCUGACCAGGGAAGCAGCUUUUUUUCUCGGGAUGCAGCAAUUCGCUGGUUUCUAAGCUUAUUGCAGAAGAAGAAAUCUUAAAUAGAGUGGAUAUCUUUUUCCUUUUUUCUUUUGGCCCCUGUUUCAAUCGACUCAGCUGCGUUGCACCGCGGUACAGAUCACCUGUCACUAAAUCUUUGAGGAAGUAAAACAAAGUGAAUUAUUAUUAUUUAUUUAUUUUCCUUAUUUUUAACCCGGUGGAGGCGGCGUGACCACGAAGAAUGAGACUGAGAGGAGCUGCCGGGGCUUGGAGGAGGAUAAAGCUGAGUUUAAGCUGGAAACUAAAAGACUAGAUUGUGUUUGGGUGCCACUCGCCCGGUUCCUCUCCACUUCGUUUAGUUGCACUCCAUGGACAGAUCAACGAACCUGGACAUUGAGGAGCUCAAGAUGACACGAGAACAAUACAUACUAGCAACCCAACAGAAUAACCUCCCAAGGACUGAGAAUGCACAACUUUAUCCAGUGGGAAUUUAUGGAUGGCGAAAGAGGUGCUUAUACUUCUUUGUCCUUCUGCUGUUGGUUACCAUGAUAGUUAACUUAGCCAUGACAAUAUGGAUAUUGAAAGUUAUGAAUUUCACUGUGGAUGGUAUGGGAAAUCUGAGAGUCACCAAGAAGGGAAUCCGACUUGAAGGUAUAUCUGAGUUUCUACUUCCAUUGUAUGUGAAAGAAAUUCAUUCUCGAAAGGAUAGUCCACUGGUCUUACAGUCUGACAGGAAUGUAACAGUGAAUGCAAGAAAUCACAUGGGGCAGUUAACUGGACAGCUGACCAUAGGAGCUGAUGCUGUGGAAGCUCAGUGUAAGAGAUUUGAAGUGAGAGCCAGUGAAGAUGGCAGGGUGCUGUUUUCUGCAGAUGAAGAUGAGAUUACCAUUGGUGCUGAAAAGCUGAAAGUUACAGGCACUGAAGGAGCCGUAUUUGGGCACUCUGUGGAGACGCCGCACAUCAGAGCAGAGCCAUCCCAAGAUCUCAGGCUUGAAUCACCCACCAGAUCCUUGAUCAUGGAAGCUCCUCGUGGGGUCCAGGUGAGUGCUGCUGCAGGAGACUUCAAGGCCACCUGCAGGAAGGAGCUCCAUUUGCAGUCUACAGAAGGGGAGAUAUUUUUAAAUGCAGAGACAAUCAGGCUGGGAAAUCUACCAACUGGCUCCUUCUCAUCUUCUUCACCCAGCUCCUCAAGUUCUCGGCAGACAGUGUAUGAACUCUGCGUCUGCCCCAAUGGCAAACUGUACCUUUCUCCAGCAGGAGUAGGUUCCACUUGUCAGUCCAGUAGCAACAUCUGCUUGUGGAGCUGAAGUGACUGAUUUCUCCUCACACCAGAAUAGCCUUUUGUUCCUGUCCGUCUGCUUCACGGUUCUGCUCGGUUUCCCUUGUGAUCAGUCCAGAGCUUCUUUGAAUGGUCCACAGAGCUACUUCCAGUAUGAGCAGGGAUUCGCCACCACCUUCUCUUGUGAUUUACUGUACUGCUCAACGCAGAAGGUGUGAUUGACACAGCAAUGGAAAAAGCGUCGUCAGCAGGAAAACUGGAUCAAGACUUUUGCUCAAAAGGGAGAAUAACAUAGGUGCCUUUGCUACGCGAAGUGAAGCACACAGUUUUAGAUUUUUGCAGGAACUGGAUAUGAACUGCACAUAUACACAUUACAUAAAUGAAAUUCCCAGUAUCCAAUGGCAAGAUGAAAUGGUUAACCCUGUAAGAAAACUUAUUCUACAGUCUGAAAGCACAAUUUUCCAUUCAUCUUUUUGGAUGUAAACUUUUAUCCCCAACUUUUAAAAUUUUAAAGCAUUAUGUAAUGCUUGCUUUACUAAAACUUAAAUUCAAUACAUGGUUUUUAACAAAACAGAACAAAACAAAACAAUACAGAAUCUCUCCCUGA
Chlorocebus sabaeus (green monkey) is the source of this 4184-nucleotide messenger RNA. The record is from RefSeq and is a predicted model, not a curated record. Lineage: Eukaryota; Metazoa; Chordata; Mammalia; Primates; Cercopithecidae.